AUGAACACCUUCGACAAAAAAAUCGUGGUUCCGGAUUUGCUGUUUGAAAACUCUUUUCUCCGGUCACUCCAGCGAUAUGCAGACGCCUCAGUUGGCAAGCAAAGUGGGCCCUUAGCAGACUCCGAAUUGGCCCUCUCCAACGAUCAAAGCAACAAUUCAAACGAACCUGGACAUUUGAAUCCUGUCGGCGUGAUCACCCCAGGCAUUGUGGUGUAUGCAGUGAUCAAAGACAUUAUGCUUCGGCCGCUUUUGGAAGGGUUUCUGUGGGCACUCACUUUGAUGCUUUUUCGCCCGGCGUUGCGCCUCGUAGCCGCCCAGGGCCGCCAUGUGGGGACCUGGUUGGCCACCAUGUUGGGACGGCCUCCGAGAAGAUGGGCUUUGUGA
Metschnikowia bicuspidata var. bicuspidata NRRL YB-4993 is the source of this 384-nucleotide messenger RNA. RefSeq lists its product as uncharacterized. Gene Ontology annotation, molecular function: mitochondrion autophagosome adaptor activity. The coding region runs from base 1 to 384 and encodes 127 amino acids. The transcript has a single exon. The record is from RefSeq and is a predicted model, not a curated record. Gene Ontology annotation, biological process: mitophagy. NCBI's taxonomy places the organism in Eukaryota, Fungi, Ascomycota, Pichiomycetes, Serinales, Metschnikowiaceae.